AUGAAGUUCAACAUUGCCUUUGCUCUUGCUGCCGCCCUUUACCUGGCCCCCAACGCCGUGGCUUGGAACCUACCUGGGCUCGGCAAGCGUCAAGAUGCCACCCCUACUUCUCAGAUUGCCUCUAGCUCCGAGCCUACCGGCACAUUCCCAUCUGGCAGUUUCGGGGGUGGUGAGGGCGGAUCAUUCCCGUCUGAUGGUGCCCAGCCCUCGGGUAGCUUUGGAGGAUCUGGCGGCCAUGGUCACGGCUCUGGUAGCCAGCAAUCCGGCCGUCCUGGUCCUCGCCCGUCUGGCGCUGCUUCAUCCGGCGCUGUUCCGUCCGGAAGCUUUGGCGGUGGUGAGUCCGGUGGUGCCCAGCCCUCAGGUACUGUUGGAGGCACCAGCGGCGGUGGCUCUGGGGGUGCAUCCCCCUCUGGCGCACCUCAUUCAGGUGGUGGCUCUGGUGGCUUCGGCGGAGGUCAGUCCACCUUUGUGACAGUUCCUGCCGGCCCCACCGCUACCCCCGAGGCCAGCUCUCAGAGCCAGGGUGAGUCCUCUGAGGGUGAGAAAGACCAGCGUAUUCACGCUCGUCAAUUCCGCGCCAUUCAGGUUUAA
Messenger RNA from Penicillium odoratum, 591 nucleotides. RefSeq lists its product as uncharacterized. Lineage: Eukaryota; Fungi; Ascomycota; Eurotiomycetes; Eurotiales; Aspergillaceae. The record is from RefSeq and is a predicted model, not a curated record. Bases 1 to 591 code for a protein of 196 amino acids. The transcript is spliced from 2 exons.